This is a messenger RNA of Rangifer tarandus platyrhynchus (Svalbard reindeer), 13254 nucleotides long. NCBI's taxonomy places the organism in Eukaryota, Metazoa, Chordata, Mammalia, Artiodactyla, Cervidae. The record is from the annotation of a GenBank genome assembly.
AUGUCUUCCAGAGGGAGAGGGCAGGUCCUGCUCAGAGACCCCACAGGCCAGAGGCAGAACCCAGCAAUGCCCCUGCUCUUGGCCAGCCUUGCCCAGGCCUUCCUGGCCUCCAGGGCCUCUGCUGAGGCCUACUGGGAGUGGAGGUGCUGGCAGGGGCUGUCUCCACACUGCAACAGCCCCGGGGGAGAGCCUUCUGGCAGAGGGAAGGGGGGAGAAAGGGGGCUCAAGACGUAUGCCAACUUUCCAGAAGCACCUCAGGAGGAGGCUUCUCUCAGCAAUAGGUUCAAGACGUAUGCCAACUUUCCAGAAGCACCUCAGGAGGAGGCUUCUCUCAGCAAUAGGUUCAAGGCGUAUGCCAACUUUCCAGAAGCAUCUCAGGAGGAGGCUUCUCUCAGCAAUAGGCUCAAGGCGUAUGCCAACUUUCCAGAAGCAUCUCAGGAGGAGGCAUCUCUCAGCAAUAGGCUCAAGACGUAUGCCAACUUUCCAGAAGCACCUCAGGAGGAGGCUUCUCUCAGCAAUAGGCUCAAGACGUAUUCCAACUUUCCAGAAGCACCUCAGGAGGAGGCUUCUCUCAGCAAUAGGCUCAAGACGUAUGCCAACUUUCCAGAAGCACCUCAGGAGGAGGCUUCUCUCAGCAAUAGGCUCAAGACGUAUGCCAACUUUCCAGAAGCACCUCAGGAGGAGGCUUCUCUCAGCAAUAGGCUCAAGACGUAUUCCAACUUUCCAGAAGCACCUCAGGAGGAGGCUUCUCUCAGCAAUAGGCUCAAGACGUAUGCCAACUUUCCAGAAGCACCUCAGGAGGAGGCUUCUCUCAACAAUAGGCUCAAGACGUAUUCCAACUUUCCAGAAGCACCUCAGGAGGAGGCUUCUCUCAGCAAUAGGCUCAAGACGUAUGCCAACUUUCCAGAAGCACCUCAGGAGGAGGCUUCUCUCAGCAAUAGGCUCAAGACGUAUGCCAACUUUCCAGAAGCACCUCAGGAGGAGGCUUCUCUCAGCAAUAGGCUCAAGACGUAUGCCAACUUUCCAGAAGCACCUCAGGAGGAGGCUUCUCUCAGCAAUAGGCUCAAGACGUAUGCCAACUUUCCAGAAGCACCUCAGGAGGAGGCUUCUCUCAGCAAUAGGCUCAAGACGUAUGCCAACUUUCCUGAAGCACCUCAGGAGGAGGCUUCUCUCAGCAAUAGGCUCAAGACGUAUGCCAACUUUCCAGAAGCAUCUCAGGAGGAGGCUUCUCUCAGCAAUAGGCUCAAGACGUAUGCCAACUUUCCAGAAGCAUCUCAGGAGGAGGCUUCUCUCAGCAAUAGGCUCAAGACGUAUGCCAACUUCCCAGAAGCACCUCAGGAGGAGGCUUCUCUCAGCAAUAGGCUCAAGACGUAUGCCAACUUCCCAGAAGCACCUCAAGAGGAGGCUUCUCUCAGCAACAGGCUCAAGACGUAUGCCAACUUCCCAGAAGCACCUCAGGAGGAGGCUUCUCUCAGCAACAGGCUCAAGACGUAUGCCAACUGCCCAGAAGCACCUCAGGAGGAGGCUUCUCUCAGCAACAGGCUCAAGACGUAUGCCAACUUCCCAGAAGCACCUCAGGAGGAGGCUUCUCUCAGCAAUAGGCUCAAGACGUAUGCCAACUUCCCAGAAGCACCUCAGGAGGAGGAUUCUCUCAGCAACAGGCUCAAGACGUAUGCCAACUUCCCAGAAGCACCUCAGGAGGAGGCUUCUCUCAGCAAUAGGCUCAAGACGUAUGCCAACUUCCCAGAAGCACCUCAGGAGGAGGCUUCUCUCAGCAACAGGCUCAAGACGUAUGCCAACUUCCCAGAAGCACCUCAGGAGGAGGCUUCUCUCAGCAAUAGGCUCAAGACGUAUGCCAACUUCCCAGAAGCACCUCAGGAGGAGGCUUCUCUCAGCAAUAGGCUCAAGACGUAUGCCAACUUCCCAGAAGCACCUCAGGAGGAGGCUUCUCUCAGCAAUAGGCUCAAGACGUAUGCCAACUUCCCAGAAGCACCUCAGGAGGAGGCUUCUCUCAGCAAUAGGCUCAAGACGUAUGCCAACUUCCCAGAAGCACCUCAGGAGGAGGCUUCUCUCAGCAACAGGCUCAAGACGUAUGCCAACUUCCCAGAAGCACCUCAGGAGGAGGCUUCUCUCAGCAAUAGGCUCAAGACGUAUGCCAACUUCCCAGAAGCACCUCAGGAGGAGGCUUCUCUCAGCAACAGGCUCAAGACGUAUGCCAACUUCCCAGAAGCACCUCAGGAGGAGGCUUCUCUCAGCAAUAGGCUCAAGACGUAUGCCAACUUCCCAGAAGCACCUCAGGAGGAGGCUUCUCUCAGCAACAGGCUCAAGACGUAUGCCAACUUCCCAGAAGCACCUCAGGAGGAGGCUUCUCUCAGCAAUAGGCUCAAGACGUAUGCCAACUUCCCAGAAGCACCUCAGGAGGAGGCUUCUCUCAGCAAUAGGCUCAAGACGUAUGCCAACUUCCCAGAAGCACCUCAGGAGGAGGCUUCUCUCAGCAAUAGGCUCAAGACGUAUGCCAACUUCCCAGAAGCACCUCAGGAGGAGGCUUCUCUCAGCAAUAGGCUCAAGACGUAUGCCAACUUCCCAGAAGUACCUCAGGAGGAGGCUUCUCUCAGCAAUAGGCUCAAGACGUAUGCCAACUUCCCAGAAGCACCUCAGGAGGAGGCUUCUCUCAGCAAUAGGCUCAAGACGUAUGCCAACUUCCCAGAAGCACCUCAGGAGGAGGCUUCUCUCAGCAAUAGGCUCAAGACGUAUGCCAACUUCCCAGAAGCACCUCAGGAGGAGGCUUCUCUCAGCAAUAGGCUCAAGACGUAUGCCAACUUCCCAGAAGCACCUCAGGAGGAGGCUUCUCUCAGCAAUAGGCUCAAGACGUAUGCCAACUUCCCAGAAGUACCUCAGGAGGAGGCUUCUCUCAGCAAUAGGCUCAAGACGUAUGCCAACUUCCCAGAAGCACCUCAGGAGGAGGCUUCUCUCAGCAAUAGGCUCAAGACGUAUGCCAACUUCCCAGAAGCACCUCAGGAGGAGGCUUCUCUCAGCAAUAGGCUCAAGACGUAUGCCAACUUCCCAGAAGCACCUCAGGAGGAGGCUUCUCUCAGCAAUAGGCUCAAGACGUAUGCCAACUUCCCAGAAGUACCUCAGGAGGAGGCUUCUCUCAGCAAUAGGCUCAAGACGUAUGCCAACUUCCCAGAAGCACCUCAGGAGGAGGCUUCUCUCAGCAAUAGGCUCAAGACGUAUGCCAACUUCCCAGAAGCACCUCAGGAGGAGGCUUCUCUCAGCAAUAGGCUCAAGACGUAUGCCAACUUCCCAGAAGCACCUCAGGAGGAGGCUUCUCUCAGCAAUAGGCUCAAGACGUAUGCCAACUUCCCAGAAGCACCUCAGGAGGAGGCUUCUCUCAGCAACAGGCUCAAGACGUAUGCCAACUUCCCAGAAGCACCUCAGGAGGAGGCUUCUCUCAGCAAUAGGCUCAAGACGUAUGCCAACUUCCCAGAAGCACCUCAGGAGGAGGCUUCUCUCAGCAAUAGGCUCAAGACGUAUGCCAACUUCCCAGAAGCACCUCAGGAGGAGGCUUCUCUCAGCAAUAGGCUCAAGACGUAUGCCAACUUCCCAGAAGCACCUCAGGAGGAGGCUUCUCUCAGCAAUAGGCUCAAGACGUAUGCCAACUUCCCAGAAGCACCUCAGGAGGAGGCUUCUCUCAGCAAUAGGCUCAAGACGUAUGCCAACUUCCCAGAAGCACCUCAGGAGGAGGCUUCUCUCAGCAAUAGGCUCAAGACGUAUGCCAACUUCCCAGAAGCACCUCAGGAGGAGGCUUCUCUCAGCAAUAGGCUCAAGACGUAUGCCAACUUCCCAGAAGCACCUCAGGAGGAGGCUUCUCUCAGCAAUACGCUCAAGACGUAUGCCAACUUCCCAGAAGCACCUCAGGAGGAGGCUUCUCUCAGCAAUAGGCUCAAGACGUAUGCCAACUUCCCAGAAGCACCUCAGGAGGAGGCUUCUCUCAGCAAUAGGCUCAAGACGUAUGCCAACUUCCCAGAAGCACCUCAGGAGGAGGCUUCUCUCAGCAAUAGGCUCAAGACGUAUGCCAACUUCCCAGAAGCACCUCAGGAGGAGGCUUCUCUCAGCAAUAGGCUCAAGACGUAUGCCAACUUCCCAGAAGCACCUCAGGAGGAGGCUUCUCUCAGCAAUAGGCUCAAGACGUAUGCCAACUACCCAGAAGCACCUCAGGAGGAGGCUUCUCUCAGCAAUAGGCUCAAGACGUAUGCCAACUUCCCAGAAGCACCUCAGGAGGAGGCUUCUCUCAGCAAUAGGCUCAAGACGUAUGCCAACUUCCCAGAAGCACCUCAGGAGGAGGCUUCUCUCAGCAAUAGGCUCAAGACGUAUGCCAACUUCCCAGAAGCACCUCAGGAGGAGGCUUCUCUCAGCAAUAGGCUCAAGACGUAUGCCAACUUCCCAGAAGCACCUCAGGAGGAGGCUUCUCUCAGCAAUAGGCUCAAGACGUAUGCCAACUUCCCAGAAGCACCUCAGGAGGAGGCUUCUCUCAGCAAUAGGCUCAAGACGUAUGCCAACUUCCCAGAAGCACCUCAGGAGGAGGCUUCUCUCAGCAAUAGGCUCAAGACGUAUGCCAACUUCCCAGAAGCACCUCAGGAGGAGGCUUCUCUCAGCAAUAGGCUCAAGACGUAUGCCAACUUCCCAGAAGCACCUCAGGAGGAGGCUUCUCUCAGCAAUAGGCUCAAGACGUAUGCCAACUUCCCAGAAGCACCUCAGGAGGAGGCUUCUAUCAGCAAUAGGCUCAAGACGUAUGCCAACUUCCCAGAAGCACCUCAGGAGGAGGCUUCUCUCAGCAAUAGGCUCAAGACGUAUGCCAACUUCCCAGAAGCACCUCAGGAGGAGGCUUCUCUCAGCAAUAGGCUCAAGACGUAUGCCAACUACCCAGAAGCACCUCAGGAGGAGGCUUCUCUCAGCAAUAGGCUCAAGACGUAUGCCAACUUCCCAGAAGCACCUCAGGAGGAGGCUUCUCUCAGCAAUAGGCUCAAGACGUAUGCCAACUUCCCAGAAGCACCUCAGGAGGAGGCUUCUCUCAGCAAUAGGCUCAAGACGUAUGCCAACUUCCCAGAAGCACCUCAGGAGGAGGCUUCUCUCAGCAAUAGGCUCAAGACGUAUGCCAACUUCCCAGAAGCACCUCAGGAGGAGGCUUCUCUCAGCAAUAGGCUCAAGACGUAUGCCAACUUCCCAGAAGCACCUCAGGAGGAGGCUUCUCUCAGCAAUAGGCUCAAGACGUAUGCCAACUUCCCAGAAGCACCUCAGGAGGAGGCUUCUCUCAGCAAUAGGCUCAAGACGUAUGCCAACUUCCCAGAAGCACCUCAGGAGGAGGCUUCUCUCAGCAAUAGGCUCAAGACGUAUGCCAACUUCCCAGAAGCACCUCAGGAGGAGGCUUCUCUCAGCAAUAGGCUCAAGACGUAUGCCAACUUCCCAGAAGCACCUCAGGAGGAGGCUUCUCUCAGCAAUAGGCUCAAGACGUAUGCCAACUUCCCAGAAGCACCUCAGGAAGAGGCUUCUCUCAGCAACAGGCUCAAGACGUAUGCCAACUUCCCAGAAGCACCUCAGGAGGAGGCUUCUCUCAGCAAUAGGCUCAAGACGUAUGCCAACUUCCCAGAAGCACCUCAGGAGGAGGCUUCUCUCAGCAACAGGCUCAAGACGUAUGCCAACUUCCCAGAAGUACCUCAGGAGGAGGCUUCUCUCAGCAAUAGGCUCAAGACGUAUGCCAACUUCCCAGAAGCACCUCAGGAGGAGGCUUCUCUCAGCAAUAGGCUCAAGACGUAUGCCAACUUCCCAGAAGCACCUCAGGAGGAGGCUUCUCUCAGCAAUAGGCUCAAGACGUAUGCCAACUUCCCAGAAGCACCUCAGGAGGAGGCUUCUCUCAGCAAUAGGCUCAAGACGUAUGCCAACUUCCCAGAAGCACCUCAGGAGGAGGCUUCUCUCAGCAAUAGGCUCAAGACGUAUGCCAACUUCCCAGAAGCACCUCAGGAGGAGGCUUCUCUCAGCAACAGGCUCAAGACGUAUGCCAACUUCCCAGAAGUACCUCAGGAGGAGGCUUCUCUCAGCAAUAGGCUCAAGACGUAUGCCAACUUCCCAGAAGCACCUCAGGAGGAGGCUUCUCUCAGCAAUAGGCUCAAGACGUAUGCCAACUUCCCAGAAGCACCUCAGGAGGAGGCUUCUCUCAGCAAUAGGCUCAAGACGUAUGCCAACUUCCCAGAAGCACCUCAGGAGGAGGCUUCUCUCAGCAAUAGGCUCAAGACGUAUGCCAACUUCCCAGAAGCACCUCAGGAGGAGGCUUCUCUCAGCAACAGGCUCAAGACGUAUGCCAACUUCCCAGAAGUACCUCAGGAGGAGGCUUCUCUCAGCAAUAGGCUCAAGACGUAUGCCAACUUCCCAGAAGCACCUCAGGAGGAGGCUUCUCUCAGCAAUAGGCUCAAGACGUAUGCCAACUUCCCAGAAGCACCUCAGGAGGAGGCUUCUCUCAGCAAUAGGCUCAAGACGUAUGCCAACUUCCCAGAAGCACCUCAGGAGGAGGCUUCUCUCAGCAAUAGGCUCAAGACGUAUGCCAACUUCCCAGAAGCACCUCAGGAGGAGGCUUCUCUCAGCAAUAGGCUCAAGACGUAUGCCAACUUCCCAGAAGCACCUCAGGAGGAGGCUUCUCUCAGCAAUAGGCUCAAGACGUAUGCCAACUUCCCAGAAGCACCUCAGGAGGAGGCUUCUCUCAGCAAUAGGCUCAAGACGUAUGCCAACUUCCCAGAAGCACCUCAGGAGGAGGCUUCUCUCAGCAAUAGGCUCAAGACAUAUGCCAACUUCCCAGAAGCACCUCAGGAGGAGGCUUCUCUCAGCAACAGGCUCAAGACGUAUGCCAACUUCCCAGAAGCACCUCAGGAGGAGGCUUCUCUCAGCAAUAGGCUCAAGACGUAUGCCAACUUCCCAGAAGCACCUCAGGAGGAGGCUUCUCUCAGCAAUAGGCUCAAGACGUAUGCCAACUUCCCAGAAGCACCUCAGGAGGAGGCUUCUCUCAGCAAUAGGCUCAAGACGUAUGCCAACUUCCCAGAAGCACCUCAGGAGGAGGCUUCUCUCAGCAAUAGGCUCAAGACGUAUGCCAACUUCCCAGAAGCACCUCAGGAGGAGGCUUCUCUCAGCAAUAGGCUCAAGACGUAUGCCAACUUCCCAGAAGCACCUCAGGAGGAGGCUUCUCUCAGCAAUAGGCUCAAGACGUAUGCCAACUUCCCAGAAGCACCUCAGGAGGAGGCUUCUCUCAGCAAUAGGCUCAAGACGUAUGCCAACUUCCCAGAAGCACCUCAGGAGGAGGCUUCUCUCAGCAAUAGGCUCAAGACGUAUGCCAACUUCCCAGAAGUACCUCAGGAGGAGGCUUCUCUCAGCAAUAGGCUCAAGACGUAUGCCAACUUCCCAGAAGCACCUCAGGAGGAGGCUUCUCUCAGCAAUAGGCUCAAGACGUAUGCCAACUUCCCAGAAGCACCUCAGGAGGAGGCUUCUCUCAGCAAUAGGCUCAAGACGUAUGCCAACUUCCCAGAAGCACCUCAGGAGGAGGCUUCUCUCAGCAAUAGGCUCAAGACGUAUGCCAACUUCCCAGAAGCACCUCAGGAGGAGGCUUCUCUCAGCAAUAGGCUCAAGACGUAUGCCAACUUCCCAGAAGCACCUCAGGAGGAGGCUUCUCUCAGCAAUAGGCUCAAGACGUAUGCCAACUUCCCAGAAGCACCUCAGGAGGAGGCUUCUCUCAGCAACAGGCUCAAGACGUAUGCCAACUUCCCAGAAGCACCUCAGGAGGAGGCUUCUCUCAGCAAUAGGCUCAAGACGUAUGCCAACUUCCCAGAAGCACCUCAGGAGGAGGCUUCUCUCAGCAAUAGGCUCAAGACGUAUGCCAACUUCCCAGAAGCACCUCAGGAGGAGGCUUCUCUCAGCAAUAGGCUCAAGACGUAUGCCAACUUCCCAGAAGCACCUCAGGAGGAGGCUUCUCUCAGCAAUAGGCUCAAGACGUAUGCCAACUUCCCAGAAGCACCUCAGGAGGAGGCUUCUCUCAGCAAUAGGCUCAAGACGUAUGCCAACUUCCCAGAAGCACCUCAGGAGGAGGCUUCUCUCAGCAACAGGCUCAAGACGUAUGCCAACUUCCCAGAAGUACCUCAGGAGGAGGCUUCUCUCAGCAAUAGGCUCAAGACGUAUGCCAACUUCCCAGAAGCACCUCAGGAGGAGGCUUCUCUCAGCAAUAGGCUCAAGACAUAUGCCAACUUCCCAGAAGCACCUCAGGAGGAGGCUUCUCUCAGCAAUAGGGUCAAGACGUAUGCCAACUUCCCAGAAGCACCUCAGGAGGAGGCUUCUCUCAGCAAUAGGCUCAAGACGUAUGCCAACUUCCCAGAAGCACCUCAGGAGGAGGCUACUCUCAGCAAUAGGCUCAAGACGUAUGCCAACUUCCCAGAAGCACCUCAGGAGGAGGCUUCUCUCAGCAAUAGGCUCAAGAUGUAUGCCAACUUCCCAGAAGCACCUCAGGAGGAGGCUUCUCUCAGCAAUAGGCUCAAGACGUAUGCCAACUUCCCAGAAGCACCUCAGGAGGAGGCUUCUCUCAGCAAUAGGCUCAAGACGUAUGCCAACUUCCCAGAAGCACCUCAGGAGGAGGCUUCUCUCAGCAAUAGGCUCAAGAUGUAUGCCAACUUCCCAGAAGCACCUCAGGAGGAGGCUUCUCUCAGCAAUAGGCUCAAGACGUAUGCCAACUUCCCAGAAGCACCUCAGGAGGAGGCUUCUCUCAGCAAUAGGCUCAAGACGUAUGCCAACUUCCCAGAAGCACCUCAGGAGGAGGCUUCUCUCAGCAAUAGGCUCAAGACGUAUGCCAACUUCCCAGAAGCACCUCAGGAGGAGGCUUCUCUCAGCAAUAGGCUCAAGACGUAUGCCAACUUCCCAGAAGCACCUCAGGAGGAGGCUUCUCUCAGCAAUAGGCUCAAGACGUAUGCCAACUUCCCAGAAGCACCUCAGGAGGAGGCUUCUCUCAGCAAUAGGCUCAAGACGUAUGCCAACUUCCCAGAAGCACCUCAGGAGGAGGCUUCUCUCAGCAAUAGGCUCAAGACGUAUGCCAACUUCCCGGAAGCACCUCAGGAGGAGGCUUCUCUCAGCAACAGGCUCAAGACGUAUGCCAACUUCCCAGAAGCACCUCAGGAGGAGGCUUCUCUCAGCAAUAGGCUGAAGACGUAUGCCAACUUCCCAGAAGCACCUCAGGAGGAGGCUUCUCUCAGCAAUAGGCUCAAGACGUAUGCCAACUUCCCAGAAGCACCUCAGGAGGAGGCUUCUCUCAGCAAUAGGCUCAAGACGUAUGCCAACUUCCCAGAAGCACCUCAGGAGGAGGCUUCUCUCAGCAACAGGCUCAAGACGUAUGCCAACUUCCCAGAAGCACCUCAGGAGGAGGCUUCUCUCAGCAAUAGGCUCAAGACGUAUGCCAACUUCCCAGAAGCACCUCAGGAGGAGGCUUCUCUCAGCAAUAGGCUCAAGACGUAUGCCAACUUCCCAGAAGCACCUCAGGAGGAGGCUUCUCUCAGCAACAGGCUCAAGACGUAUGCCAACUUCCCAGAAGCACCUCAGGAGGAGGCUUCUCUCAGCAAUAGGCUCAAGACGUAUGCCAACUUCCCAGAAGCACCUCAGGAGGAGGCUUCUCUCAGCAAUAGGCUCAAGACGUAUGCCAACUUCCCAGAAGCACCUCAGGAGGAGGCUUCUCUCAGCAAUAGGCUCAAGACGUAUGCCAACUUCCCAGAAGCACCUCAGGAGGAGGCUUCUCUCAGCAACAGGCUCAAGACGUAUGCCAACUUCCCAGAAGCACCUCAGGAGGAGGCUUCUCUCAGCAACAGGCUCAAGACGUAUGCCAACUUCCCAGAAGCACCUCAGGAGGAGGCUUCUCUCAGCAAUAGGCUCAAGACGUAUGCCAACUUCCCAGAAGCACCUCAGGAGGAGGCUUCUCUCAGCAACAGGCUCAAGACGUAUGCCAACUUCCCAGAAGCACCUCAGGAGGAGGCUUCUCUCAGCAACAGGCUCAAGACGUAUGCCAACUUCCCAGAAGCACCUCAGGAGGAGGCUUCUCUCAGCAAUAGGCUCAAGACGUAUGCCAACUUCCCAGAAGCACCUCAGGAGGAGGCUUCUCUCAGCAAUAGGCUCAAGACGUAUGCCAACUUCCCAGAAGCACCUCAGGAGGAGGCUUCUCUCAGCAAUAGGCUCAAGACGUAUGCCAACUUCCCAGAAGCACCUCAGGAGGAGGCUUCUCUCAGCAAUAGGCUCAAGACGUAUGCCAACUUCCCAGAAGCACCUCAGGAGGAGGCUUCUCUCAGCAAUAGGCUCAAGACGUAUGCCAACUUCCCAGAAGCACCUCAGGAGGAGGCUUCUCUCAGCAAUAGGCUCAAGACGUAUGCCAACUUCCCAGAAGCACCUCAGGAGGAGGCUUCUCUCAGCAAUAGGCUCAAGACGUAUGCCAACUUCCCAGAAGCACCUCAGGAGGAGGCUUCUCUCAGCAAUAGGCUCAAGACGUAUGCCAACUUCCCAGAAGCACCUCAGGAGGAGGCUUCUCUCAGCAAUAGGCUCAAGACGUAUGCCAACUUCCCAGAAGCACCUCAGGAGGAGGCUUCUCUCAGCAAUAGGCUCAAGACGUAUGCCAACUUCCCAGAAGCACCUCAGGAGGAGGCUUCUCUCAGCAAUAGGCUCAAGACGUAUGCCAACUUCCCAGAAGCACCUCAGGAGGAGGCUUCUCUCAGCAAUAGGCUCAAGACGUAUGCCAACUUCCCAGAAGCACCUCAGGAGGAGGCUUCUCUCAGCAAUAGGCUCAAGACGUAUGCCAACUUCCCAGAAGCACCUCAGGAGGAGGCUUCUCUCAGCAACAGGCUCAAGACGUAUGCCAACUUCCCAGAAGCACCUCAGGAGGAGGCUUCUCUCAGCAAUAGGCUCAAGACGUAUGCCAACUUCCCAGAAGCACCUCAGGAGGAGGCUUCUCUCAGCAAUAGGCUCAAGACGUAUGCCAACUUCCCAGAAGCACCUCAGGAGGAGGCUUCUCUCAGCAAUAGGCUCAAGACGUAUGCCAACUUCCCAGAAGCACCUCAGGAGGAGGCUUCUCUCAGCAAUAGGCUCAAGACGUAUGCCAACUUCCCAGAAGCACCUCAGGAGGAGGCUUCUCUCAGCAAUAGGCUCAAGACGUAUGCCAACUUCCCAGAAGCACCUCAGGAGGAGGCUUCUCUCAGCAAUAGGCUCAAGACGUAUGCCAACUUCCCAGAAGCACCUCAGGAGGAGGCUUCUCUCAGCAAUAGGCUCAAGACGUAUGCCAACUUCCCAGAAGCACCUCAGGAGGAGGCUUCUCUCAGCAACAGGCUCAAGACGUAUGCCAACUUCCCAGAAGCACCUCAGGAGGAGGCUUCUCUCAGCAAUAGGCUCAAGACGUAUGCCAACUUCCCAGAAGCACCUCAGGAGGAGGCUUCUCUCAGCAAUAGGCUCAAGACGUAUGCCAACUUCCCAGAAGCACCUCAGGAGGAGGCUUCUCUCAGCAAUAGGCUCAAGACGUAUGCCAACUUCCCAGAAGCACCUCAGGAGGAGGCUUCUCUCAGCAAUAGGCUCAAGACGUAUGCCAACUUCCCAGAAGCACCUCAGGAGGAGGCUUCUCUCAGCAAUAGGCUCAAGACGUAUGCCAACUUCCCAGAAGCACCUCAGGAGGAGGCUUCUCUCAGCAAUAGGCUCAAGACGUAUGCCAACUUCCCAGAAGCACCUCAGGAGGAGGCUUCUCUCAGCAAUAGGCUCAAGACGUAUGCCAACUUCCCAGAAGCACCUCAGGAGGAGGCUUCUCUCAGCAAUAGGCUCAAGACGUAUGCCAACUUCCCAGAAGCACCUCAGGAGGAGGCUUCUCUCAGCAAUAGGCUCAAGACGUAUGCCAACUUCCCAGAAGCACCUCAGGAGGAGGCUUCUCUCAGCAACAGGCUCAAGACGUAUGCCAACUUCCCAGAAGCACCUCAGCAGGAGGCUUCUCUCAGCAAUAGGCUCAAGACGUAUGCCAACUUCCCAGAAGCACCUCAGGAGGAGGCUUCUCUCAGCAAUAGGCUCAAGACGUAUGCCAACUUCCCAGAAGCACCUCAGGAGGAGGCUUCUCUCAGCAAUAGGCUCAAGACGUAUGCCAACUUCCCAGAAGCACCUCAGGAGGAGGCUUCUCUCAGCAAUAGGCUCAAGACGUAUGCCAACUUCCCAGAAGCACCUCAGGAGGAGGCUUCUCUCAGCAAUAGGCUCAAGACGUAUGCCAACUUCCCAGAAGCACCUCAGGAGGAGGCUUCUCUCAGCAACAGGCUCAAGACGUAUGCCAACUUCCCAGAAGCACCUCAGGAGGAGGCUUCUCUCAGCAAUAGGCUCAAGACGUAUGCCAACUUCCCAGAAGCACCUCAGGAGGAGGCUUCUCUCAGCAAUAGGCUCAAGACGUAUGCCAACUUCCCAGAAGCACCUCAGGAGGAGGCUUCUCUCAGCAACAGGCUCAAGACGUAUGCCAACUUCCCAGAAGCACCUCAGGAGGAGGCUUCUCUCAGCAAUAGGCUCAAGACGUAUGCCAACUUCCCAGAAGCACUUCAGGAGGAGGCUUCUCUCAGCAACAGGCUCAAGACGUAUGCCAACUUCCCAGAAGCACCUCAGGAGGAGGCUUCUCUCAGCAAUAGGCUCAAGACGUAUGCCAACUUCCCAGAAGCACCUCAGGAGGAGGCUUCUCUCAGCAAUAGGCUCAAGACGUAUGCCAACUUCCCAGAAGCACUUCAGGAGGAGGCUUCUCUCAGCAACAGGCUCAAGACGUAUGCCAACUUCCCAGAAGCACCUCAGCAGGAGGCUUCUCUCAGCAAUAGGCUCAAGACGUAUGCCAACUUCCCAGAAGCACCUCAGGAGGAGGCUUCUCUCAGCAAUAGGCUCAAGACGUAUGCCAACUUCCCAGAAGCACCUCAGGAGGAGGCUUCUCUCAGCAAUAGGCUCAAGACGUAUGCCAACUUCCCAGAAGCACCUCAGGAGGAGGCUUCUCUCAGCAAUAGGCUCAAGACGUAUGCCAACUUCCCAGAAGCACCUCAGGAGGAGGCUUCUCUCAGCAAUAGGAAUCCCAAUAUCCCUGUGGCUACUGGAAAGGGUCCUUGGGUGCCCUGCCUCACCUCGAGAAGCGUCCCUUUUGCCCUGCCAAGCCUCGAAGAGAUUCCUGAGGUGUCCCUCGUUACUAGACAGGAGUCCUGA